This is a messenger RNA of Vanrija pseudolonga, 932 nucleotides long. It is a transcript of the gene Mob1a, whose product is annotated as MOB kinase activator 1A. Gene Ontology annotation, cellular component: nucleus; cytoplasm. The transcript is spliced from 6 exons. Gene Ontology annotation, biological process: cell division; signal transduction; positive regulation of protein phosphorylation. Lineage: Eukaryota; Fungi; Basidiomycota; Tremellomycetes; Trichosporonales; Trichosporonaceae. Gene Ontology annotation, molecular function: protein kinase activator activity. The record is from RefSeq and is a predicted model, not a curated record. The coding region runs from base 93 to 752 and encodes 219 amino acids.
UGGCCAUUCAGUCACUUCAACUGGCCCUGUUCAACGUUACUCGUCUCCUUCUCACACUCGAUCAUUGCACAGACACUUGCUACUAGACCACAAUGUCCACUCUCUUCAGCUUAAAGAGCAACCAGUCGAGGACCUUCAAGCCCCGCAAGGUCCCAGAGGGAACCAAGCAAUGGCAGCUUAAGCAGUAUGCCCAGCAGACCUUGGGUUCUGGCAACCUCCGGACCGCUGUCCAGCUCCCCGAGGGCGAGGACCUGCAGGAAUGGAUCGCUGUUCAUGUUGUCGACUUCUUCAACCAUGUCAACAUGCUCUACGGCACCAUCUCCGAGUUCUGCACUCCCACCGAGUGCCCCAUCAUGAACGCCGGACCCAAGUACGAGUUCUACUGGGAGGAUGGAGAGACGUACAAGAAGCCCACGCACCUCUCGGCGCCUGCGUACGUCGAGGCGCUCAUGACCUGGACCCAGUCGAUUCUCGACGACGAGAAGGUCUUCCCCCAGCGCAUCGGCGUCAAGUUCCCCUCGACGUUCAUGGGCACGGCCAAGACCAUUCUCCGCCGUCUGUUCCGUGUCUACGCCCACAUCUACCACUCGCACUUUGACCUGAUCUGUGCGCUUGGCAUCGAAGCCCACCUCAACACCAACUACCGUCACUUCCUCCUGUUCGUCGACGAGUUCUCUCUGCUCAGCGAUCGCGACCUUACCCCGCUCGAGGACUUCAACAAGACGAUCCUGGACGAGACGGCCAAGAAGUAGAGGUCUUGCGCUGGUCGGAGCACUACCCGUGAGGGGAUGGGGAGCGUUACCCCUUGCGGAUACCUGAGGGCGCACAGGAGUCCCGCUACCACAUCCCUUCACCCUCUGUACCUGUAGCCAGUUGAGCCCGUCACCACUGCUGUGAUACACGUUACGACAUGUCAUGAUAUCUGCACGGAG